This is a messenger RNA of Alternaria ethzedia, 2775 nucleotides long. RefSeq lists its product as uncharacterized. The transcript has a single exon. NCBI's taxonomy places the organism in Eukaryota, Fungi, Ascomycota, Dothideomycetes, Pleosporales, Pleosporaceae. Bases 1 to 2775 code for a protein of 924 amino acids. The record is from RefSeq and is a predicted model, not a curated record. Gene Ontology annotation, molecular function: transmembrane transporter activity. Gene Ontology annotation, biological process: transmembrane transport.
AUGAAUCCCUCUCAAGACGCCGGUCCCUCUCGUCAGGCCACUUUCGAACUCGAGGACCAGAUGUCUACCACUCCCGGCAGGAAACGCGUUGGUUGGCAAGCAGAACACCCCGCUGUACGAGCAACACAGUCACCUGAGGACACUGGCUCUGCCGGGCAAAACACCCCUCUCGUGCGGAAUGAUGUAUCACAUGAUGAUCUCCAGAAGAUCCGUGCCUCGCUACGCUUAGCUCUUGGAAACGAACAUCUACCAGAAGAGGUUAUCCAGGAACCUAUCACUGCUCCAAAGGAUGUACAGAAACCCCGACCAGCCAUUCGGAAGCCAGGCCCUCGGACUCCGCCCCCGGAGUUCUACCUCAACGACCAACCAAAUCCAUUCGACGACCAGAAUGCGGCAGCGACGCCUUCAGUGCACCAGGAGCUCAAGGAGAGAUCUGGACUCGCUGCUCAACGCCGUGCGGCAAGAUUGUCGAAGUCAGUGGGCACUUACUCUGCUCCAGUAUCCCGGCGAAACUCCAAGGAGCUGGCUUCUCCACCAGUUGAACUCCAGAAUCUGUCAAAGCAGUACGAAUCAGUCGGCGAAACGACUGACGACGACGAUGAAGACCCGCAGUUCAUGAAGCGCGCAUCCAUGCUCCUUCGUCAGCACACCAUACGCGCUGCUAAUGGACAGCCCGCAUUGAGCGCCGAGGAUCUUUACCAUACCGAAGCCCCAUUACGUUCAGGCCAGGUGACACCGGAUGCUAUGGAGGUUGAGGACGAACACGUCGUUCGUCCUACCAAGUACCGGACAGGAGUAUUGGGUACCCUAAUGAAGAUGUCUAGUAACGCGGCGCCACCUUCGUCAUCUUCGUCAUCACGCAAACCCAUCCAUCACCGAACCCUCAGCACCAGCACGUUCAGCGGAGCUUCGACUGCUGCGAACUCACCCAACCCCUCACCACCCGCUUCCGGAUAUUCUACCCCGCGCGGAGGACGUCCCUGGUUCAGGAGUCACUCCAACAACCAGUCCGCAACUUCCAUCUCGCACUUGGUCGGAUCGUCGGCGCACAGCUUUGCGGCGCCUGCACAACAAGAACUGGGUCAGGAGUAUGAUCAACAAUACAAGAAGACCGCGGCGCGCCCUGGCAUGGGAAAGCGAUCCAAGUCAGACGAGUCUAUACUCCCGUUCAAGAAGAACAAGAGAAAGGAAGAGGAGAUCAAGAUUAAAAUCCAUCUCGCUGGUACACUCGCGCGUCAGAACUAUCUCCGCAAGCUGUGCAAAGCGCUCAUGAUGUACGGAGCCCCCACUCAUCGACUGGAGGAGUACCUGAACAUGUCGGCUCGUGUCUUGGAGAUCGAAGCACAGUUCUUGUACAUGCCAGGUUGCAUGAUCGUCGCGUUCGAUGACUCCUCUGUUCACACCAGUGAGGUCAAGCUCGUUCGAACUAGUCAGGGUGUCGAUCUCGGUAAACUGCACGACGUCCAUGAGAUCUACAAGGACGUGGUACACGACAGGAUUGGCGUCGAAGAAGCCACACCUCGACUUGACGCUAUCAUGGGGCGCAAAGACAAGUUCAACAAAUGGCUUCGCGUACCGAUGUACGGUUUGGCAUCCGCGACUGUAGGGCCCUUCGCGUUCCAGGCUCGGUUUGUCGACUUACCCUUCUGCUUCCUCUUGGGUUGCCUCAUCGGAUGGCUCCAACUCGUCGUUGCACCCGGAAACGAUCUUAUCAGCAACGUCUUCGAGAUUGGAGCAUCGGUUAUCACCAGCUUUGCGGCGCGCGCCCUUGGGUCCAUCCGACAUGACGGGAAAGAGAUCUUCUGCUUCAGUGCCAUGGCUCAGUCUAGUAUUGCCCUCAUCCUACCCGGUUUCAUGGUGCUUUGCGCAUCGCUGGAGCUCCAAAGCAAGCACAUCGUCGCUGGAUCUGUGCGCAUGGUCUACGCUAUCAUCUACUCCCUCUUCCUUGGUUUCGGUAUCACCAUCGGCACUGUACUAUAUGGCAUGAUGGACCACAAUGCCACCUCGCGCACCACAUGCCACGAACCCAUGUCGACCAACUUCUAUUAUCUCUUUGUUCCUGGAUUCGCCAUCUGCCUGCAAAUCGUCAACCAAGCCAAGUACAAGCAGAUGCCCUCCAUGACUGUCAUCGCUUUCAUCGGCUGGGUUGUCAACUUCCACAGCUCAAAGUACUUCAAGAGCAACGCGCAGGUCAGCAACACGCUCGGAGCACUGGCUAUCGGUAUCGCCGCCAACGCCCAUGCUCGCUUCGGUCGUCACAUCGAGAACUGGGGUCAUGACACCUGGGAGAACAAGCUGCGACCCCACUUCGUGAAGGUGCGAAAGAUGUGGCAGAAGAAGAACCACGGACCGCUCACGCUCCGUACUCAAAAGGUCGAGCGAUCGGCUUAUGACCCAACCCACACCAGCAGUGGUCACACAUCACGAGCCAGCUCAGUCAGCGACUUCACACCCCACACUCGCAAGAUUGGCUACGGUCUUGCCGCAGCCGCCAUGUUGCCAGCUAUCUUCGUACAAGUUCCGUCUGGACUCAGUGUUCAAGGCUCCCUCGUAUCGGGUCUGACUUCGGCCGACCAGAUCGUGCGCAACCAGACUGGCAACGCUACGACAAUCAGCAGCGCCGACGUUGGCGGCAGCACAAGCAUCAACUCUAUCGCUCUAGAUGUCGGUUUCUCUGUCAUCCAGAUCGCUAUUGGUAUCACAGUAGGCUUGUUCCUUGCUGCGCUUAUCGUUUACCCGUUGGGCAAGAGAAGGUCGGGGCUGUUCAGCUUCUAG